AUGAUAUGGAAUCCAUCUACCGGAGAGUAUAGGAAAUUGCCACCUGCUCGGAUUGUUGGUAAACCAGAUUAUAUAGAAGAUGGGUUUGGUUAUGACCAAAGGAUUGAUGACUUUAAAGGAGGGUCUAAUUCAUGGGGACCAACGAAGAAGAUACCUUAUAAUCUGGCGUGCCAAGAACUCGCAGGGCGGCUUCAAGAAGUACCCGAUAUGGGGCGGCUUCCGGUUAAUGGAGCUAUUCAUUGGAUUGCAUUUCGUAAGUCAGGGCAAGUGGUCUCUAAAGUCAUUUUGUCUUUUAAUUUUGAGAAACAAGAAUUCGCAGAGAUUCAACUUCCCAACCCUUUGGAUGAAAGAUUUCAUACGAAUUUGUGCGUCUUGGAAGGGUCUCUCUGCUUACUUCAUAUGUCUAAGCUCAGAGUCGAUUUAAGGGAGUUGUCGAACUAUGGAGAGGAAAAUUCUUGGACUAUGCUUUUUACCAUUGAUGUCGAGAAGGUUUUUGGGUACGUUGGAUAUCUGAUACCCUUGCGGUGUUUUGAGAACGGCAAGUCUCUUUUAGCAUUUGAUAGAGACGGUGCCUUUAAUAUGGGUUUGUAUGAUUCAGAGCGUCAAACAUUUAAGGCACUCAUGGUCUUUGGUGGUAUGAUCUCAUACUCAGUUUGCACUACUAUCUAUGUUGAAAGCUUACAUUCGCCUCGCAAAGAUACUACUAACCGAUUGAGGUCAGCAGAAGCAAAAGAAGCAGAUUAUGAUCACAAGUACUCUGAGAAGAAUGCGACGAUCCUGCAGCAUUUUUCUUUUGUGAAGCUAGCCAAAAUGGCAAUUUGGCCUGAAUUAUGA
This is a messenger RNA of Papaver somniferum (opium poppy), 834 nucleotides long. RefSeq lists its product as uncharacterized. The record is from RefSeq and is a predicted model, not a curated record. NCBI's taxonomy places the organism in Eukaryota, Viridiplantae, Streptophyta, Magnoliopsida, Ranunculales, Papaveraceae. The coding region runs from base 1 to 834 and encodes 277 amino acids. The transcript is spliced from 3 exons.